Erigeron canadensis is the source of this 1643-nucleotide messenger RNA. Its product is annotated as serine/arginine-rich splicing factor SC35-like. The coding region runs from base 58 to 819 and encodes 253 amino acids. The record is from RefSeq and is a predicted model, not a curated record. Gene Ontology annotation, molecular function: RNA binding. The transcript is spliced from 10 exons. Lineage: Eukaryota; Viridiplantae; Streptophyta; Magnoliopsida; Asterales; Asteraceae.
UAAACCAACACAUGAACAAACCCUAGAAAAACAAAAUCGAAAAAAAAACAAAAAAAAAUGUCGCAUUUUGGAAAAGCAGGACCUCCAGAUAUCACAGACACCUAUUCACUUCUUGUACUUAACAUCACUUUCCGUACUACUGCUGAUGAUCUGUUCCCACUUUUUGAUAAGUAUGGGAAAGUUGUUGAUGUUUUCAUUCCGAGAGACCGCAGGACUGGAGAUUCUCGUGGCUUUGCCUUUGUUCGGUAUAAGUAUGCUGACGAGGCUCAAAUGGCAGUGGAGAAGCUUGAUGGUAGAGUUGUUGACGGGAGAGAAAUGAUGGUUCAGUUUGCUAAAUACGGGCCUAAUGCUGAAAGAAUUCAUAAGGGAAGGAUACUUGAACCGGUAGAAAAGUUGAAGGGGAGUUCAAGAAGCCGAAGUCCCAGAUCUAGUUCCAGGUAUAGAGAUGAUUACAGGGAUAGGGGUUAUAGGAGAAGUCGCAGCAGAAGCAGGGAUCGCUAUGAUCGUGAAAGGCAUCGUGGAAGGGACAGGGGGCGCAAUAGAAGUCGGAGUCGUAGUAGAAGUCCUGACCAUCAUAGGAGAUACAGGAAAGACAGAUAUGAUGAUGAGAGGAGUCGAAGUAGGUCUCCUAAAAGAAGCGCUUCUCCUGCUCGUCGUAGUGUCAGUCCUCAGAAGAGCCCAUCUCCAAAAAGAACAGGUUCUAGGAGUACAAGCCCGGUAGGACACGAUAAAGAACGGUCAACUACACCAAGAAGCGUUUCACCCCGUGGUAGAGCUGAUUCCGGAAGCCCUUUGAAGCGUUCUGAUUCUGAGGAAUGAAUGAUGAACUAAGGUUUUAAAGGUUGAUGAUGCUGGGUUUAUGAUCAUUUUAGAUGAACUGUUGAACAUGCUUCGUGCUGCAUAUUGUUAAGGUUAACUUAUUUUAAACCUAUUUUGCACUUUGGGUUAUCUUGCUUUUGUUUAUGCAGUCAACUGUUUUGAGGUCUGAAGUAUUCCCUAGCAUGUCUUAUGGAUAUUAAUAUGGGAUUUGAAUUUUCUCUUAUGUUGGAUUAUGUGAUGCCCUGAUGGUUGUAUCUGAAAGUGUUGAUGUUGCUGUUGGCGAGAUUGUGUAAUAAUGGUUGAUGCUGUUUAUGAAGCUGUUGACUGUGGGGUUGGUGUCUUUUGUUACUUGUUGCAAACCAUGUUGCAGUCAUCCCAUUAAUGUGAGUGUAAUUGGUGAUGUUGCUGUAGCUGCAAUUUGAUAGCCGAAUCGUCAUAGAUAGGUUGUUGCUGAUUGCUAUCAAAUCUGAUUGAUCAGUAGCUGAGUUGCAGCCGUACCAGUGGUCAUUCUAUUAUUUUUACAGGGGUCAAUUAUCUAAGCUUGUAUAGUUUGAAGAGGUGGUUUCAUCUUAAAUGGCUCAAUUUGGAUUACGUUCUUCCCAAACGGAAAUUUGGUGAUGGAUCUAAUGGUUUAAGAGUCUUCUAAAGUCUAUUUAAACGAAAAUGUAAUCCUAAGUUGGUGAUGGACCAUGUUUGUUCUCACGUCGGUCCACCCUGAUGUGGCUUGUUUCAAUCCGAGUUCAACAAUUACCCGUUUUUAUGCCAAACUUACAAGUGAAAUUAAUAAUAAUAAUAUAUGAUGAACACUAAUACAAUUGCAUGUA